This is a messenger RNA of Salvia miltiorrhiza (redroot sage), 1627 nucleotides long. RefSeq lists its product as uncharacterized. Gene Ontology annotation, cellular component: nucleus. NCBI's taxonomy places the organism in Eukaryota, Viridiplantae, Streptophyta, Magnoliopsida, Lamiales, Lamiaceae. The transcript is spliced from 5 exons. Gene Ontology annotation, biological process: base-excision repair, AP site formation; DNA repair. Bases 101 to 1474 code for a protein of 457 amino acids. The record is from RefSeq and is a predicted model, not a curated record. Gene Ontology annotation, molecular function: 8-oxo-7,8-dihydroguanine DNA N-glycosylase activity.
UUCGUGAUCAUUUAUCUAUUUUACAAAUCUCACUAAAACUUGUGUGGAUGGAGGAGUAUUAUCAUAUGCAUCUAUAGGUUUCCCGAGUUACCGCCGUAAAAUGAAGCGGGAAGAUGAGACCGCCACUGCCCAGGGAGGCGUGCUGGUGGAGCUUCAGCUCGGUGACGCAGCGUCGAAUUUUAACCUAGAAAGAGCGGUCUGCAGCCAUGGCCUAUUCAUGAUGGCGCCCAACCACUGGGACCCUCAUUCCCAAACCCUCAGACGUCCACUCCGCCUUAACCUCGACGAUGACGACGAUACCUCAUUCACUGUUCACGUCUUUCACUCUCCUCACUCGCCCCACGCGCUUAAUCUCCGCGUUUUCGGAACCAACACUCUCACCCUUCAGCAGGAGCAAUCGUUGUUGAGUCAAGUUAGGAGGAUGCUGAGAUUAUCAGAGGAAGAAAAUAGGAGGGUGAUUGAGUUCCAUAACAUGCAUGAGCAAGCAAAAGGGAGAGGAUUUGGAAGAGUGUUCCGAUCGCCUACAUUAUUUGAGGAUAUGGUCAAGUGUAUUCUCUUGUGCAAUUGCCAGUGGUCGAGAACUUUGAGCAUGGCUCAAGCACUAUGCGACCUUCAGGCAGAAUUGCAUCAUCAGUUACCCAGAGCAUCAAAUAUUAUGGCUGAAAUUAAGCAUUUUGCUCCAGGAACACCUUCUGGUAAAGAAUCGAAGAGAAAGCCUCGCAAAUGUUUACAAAAAUUAACAAAGAAAUAUGCAAAAGUUUUAGGAGAUGAAGAAUCUGAGAUGAAAAUCAGUACAGCUGUUACAUCAGAAAGCUAUGAGAAGACAAAACAUAUAAGUCCAACCUUCAUGCCGGAGGAGGCAGGGAAUGACUUCCUUGGGAAAUGUAAUCCUUCAACAACUUCAGUUGAUGAUUCUCUUCGGAGUUCAGAAGUGACAGAAAAUGACAGCAGCAACUCCAUGAUUGGGAACUUCCCGAGCCCCAGAGAGCUGGCUAGACUCGAUGAGAACUUUUUGGCUAAGCGUUGUGGUCUUGGUUACAGGGCAGGUCGUGUGAUAAAGCUUGCUCAGGGGGUUGUUGAAGGCAAAAUUCAAUUGAGAGAACUAGAAUGUGCCGACGGUACAUUGAGCUUGUCUGACUACGAUAAGCUGGCUGAGAAGCUGAGAGUGAUUGAUGGUUUUGGGCCUUUCACAUGUGCUAAUGUUCUGAUGUGCAUGGGCUACUACCAUGUAAUUCCAGCAGAUUCAGAAACUAUGAGGCAUUUGAAACAGGUCCAUGCCAAAAGCACCUCGGUUCGAACAGUUCAACAAGAUCUUGAAAACAUCUAUGGAAAAUAUGCACCAUUUCAGUUCCUAGCUUUCUGGUCGGAAAUUUGGCACUUCUAUGAGGAAAGAUUUGGUAAGCUAAGUGAAAUGGCCCAUUCUAGUUAUAAACUCAUUACUGCAGCAAAUAUGAGAAAAAAGGCACCAAGGUAAAGUUAGACAAGGAAAUUAUCAUGUGCCGUAUGCUUCUACCACACUUAUUUAUUUUUCUAAUUUUCAAGCGAAAUACUGCUCUAAUCAUCUGUUGCUCCCUUGUCACAUUCCACUCUGAUGCUAUGUCAUAUUGUUAAGCUUGCUGUGACCUUA